This is a messenger RNA of Bombyx mandarina (wild silkworm), 4290 nucleotides long. RefSeq names its product F-box protein dampened (gene dmpd). The record is from RefSeq and is a predicted model, not a curated record. Lineage: Eukaryota; Metazoa; Arthropoda; Insecta; Lepidoptera; Bombycidae. Gene Ontology annotation, biological process: positive regulation of DNA-templated transcription. Gene Ontology annotation, molecular function: protein binding; transcription coactivator activity. Gene Ontology annotation, cellular component: nucleus.
AGCUCCGUUGAAAGUACUGCAUCCCAUUGUAAAAUUAGUUUAGAGAAAAACUAUUUAAUUAUUCCUCAAAAAAUGUAUAGGAAUUGUUGAGUGGGUGAAUUUUGCUAUUCUUUACAUAGUUAUUCACACCAUGUGUUUAAAUAAAAACAAUAUUUUCAAGUGAUUAGUUUUCAGACACUCUUAAAGUCAAAACUGGGGAAAAUGGUAUCGACGAGGCAAAUGAGUAGCGUUGGGGGUGGUAACGGAAGCAGUGAUGGUGCAGGCCCAUCACACGCGGAAUCUGUGUCCGUGUCCCGGGUGACACGACAUUCUAGCGCCUUGAUGCCGGGAGGCUCAUCGCCGCACUCUAGCACUGCUAAGUGCACCGUUGUAGUGCCUGCAAAGACUUAUAAUACCAAUUUAAUGGAUUUGCCCAUUGAAGUUAUCGAGAAAAUAUUUUGUUAUCUGGGAUUUAAAUCUGUUUCUCAUCUUAGAAUGGUCAACCGACAAUUCAACACAAUAUGUAGUGGAAUAUUAAAUUCAACAUUUCAACGCUUACAAAAUCAAAUGUUGCAUAGAUUUCAUUCAAUCAAAGCUAAAAUGCCUCGAAGAGAAUCAGCCCGUAGAAGCCAUCCUUUGGCUUGCGAGUCUGACAUUAUUGAAACUUUGCAUAUGAGAUUAAGUUUGUUACAAAUGACUUUUGGUAAACAUAUAGAGAGGAAACAUUGUUGCUUUUUUCCAGGAGAGAUAUUAGAUGAAGUAUACAGUAUUUUGUCUUAUCUUAAAAUAACAACUAAACUGGCAAGGCCAUACAAAGUAACCGAUGAGCUCUUUGAUUUGACAACAAUGGCUAUGGAGUACUUUAAAGAACAUAUAGAACCAAAUUUACCAGAGAUUACAUAUUUUGGAACAGACUUUUUUGACAUCACCACAGCAUUUUCACCUGGUGAAAGUAGCAAGUCAUACAUUUGUCUAGACUCACCACCUGCUGGUUUUGAUUCUUCUACAUCACAACAACCAAAUAAUUCAAAUGAUUGUCGAGCUUCAUCACUGACCAUGUACAUGGAAGAGAGUUUGCCUCCAUCACCACCCCCACCCCAAAGUAAUAUGGUACUUAGGAAACGAAUACAUCGCAUUAAACAAGGAAUGAAGAAAUAUAAUGAUCAACUCUCGGCUUUACGGAGUGAUUUACGCAGCUGUAAGCGCAAAACAGCACUUCAACAAAAGCAAAUCGCUGAACAGCAAAAACAGAUAGCUGAACAGCAAAAACAAACAUUAGAGUAUGCCAACCGUCUUGAUGACUAUGAUAAGAAAAAUGAGGAAACCAGUCGUAAAUUUCAAACUCUAUUACAGGAAUUGAAUAAAUGUAAAACAGAACUACAGUAUUGGCGAUCUCGAUCACCGGCUGUGCCUCCAUUGUGUGCGGAGUGCGGGGCCUCAUUGCGUCUUUCACCAUCAUCAUUUGCGCAGUGGGCGGCCGGAAGCAGCGGUGAAGAUGCGGCCGAAGUAGCCGUAGAGGCGGUGGCCGUGGCGACCGGUCCCGAAGUCGUAGUGGAACUCAAGGCGGAGUCGAAGUCGAAAUCAGAGCCGAAAGUCGAGAAAAAGCCAGAACCAAAAUCCGAGACCAAGGCGAAAGCGGAUACGAAAUUGGAGACCAAGACGAAGUCUGAAAACAAACAGGAAACCAAAAAUAAAGUAGAAACAAAAGCGGAAUCUGGAGGCGAAGGUUGCGCGUCCACCCCGCCCAGCCGUCGCCGCGCCUCCGCCGACGCCUCUCCGCCCGACCGCAAGAAGCGCAGGCUCACUCGUCCGCGCAAGCUCUGAGACGCAACGCCAAGGUGAGUAAGACAUCGCAACUGAUACGAUUGCCGGCCUUUUAGUUUACUUGACACUUCAAGACAUUUUUAUGCUUCUUUAUCUCCCAUCUUGGAGACACGAAGACGUCCAAAAUUUUAUUUAAUUACGAAAACCAUAUGUUCACAAGCGAAUCUCUAGAUUUCUAUGUGGCUGUUAAAAAGAUGCAUAUAGUUAUUUUGCGCUAGUACCUUUAACCACAAAUGUCUAACAUUUCGAUUCUGAUGUUUGCACGCCUAGAAUAACGGGACUGACUAGUUGAUUCUAUGUUAUUGGGAGCGGGGACUUCCAUCAAACUCGCUUUUGACGCGGGCCAAUAAGUAAUGGUUUUUGUGAUUUAUUGAAAUUAAUGUACGUACGACAAUCCGCAUCCACUAUAUCUUAGUAGAGUUCGUAUGGGUGUUACAAAUGGGCAAUAAAAAAGUGAAAUGGUUCUAUAAUAAUUGGUAGUUUAAGUUUAAGAUUGGUUUCUUCCAAAAUAUGUGAAACACUUUGCUCAUCUGAUAACAAAUACUUCAAAUGAAGCUAUGAUAUGCAGUUUACUGCAUUAUUAAAAAUAAUUAUUUUGAGAGAAAUUUAGUAUCUCUUUAUUUGUAGAAUUUGUUUCAGGUUCCAUUUUUGUUAGCUUAAUGUUAUUUUCAUAGUUUAAUUAAAAAUAUUGUUUAUAAAUAACAUAAUAGAUCAACCGCAAAACACCACUUUCAUGUACAAAUUUAACACAAUGUCAAACAAUAUCAUUAUUAUCAUCAUUUUACAUUUAAUUUUAGAAUUGCAACCUAAAAUAAGUCAUUCUAAAUGUAAAGUUUAUUUUAAAAAUGUAUAAAUUUGUCUUAAGGAAAUAUUAUUUGAAAAAGGUACUGGUAGUGAACUAUUUACAGAUGACUGUGUUCAAUUGUACAAUUACGCUGCAUAUUUUAUUUAUAUUCAAUUUUAAAUUUGACAAGUAAUGCUUAAUUGAAACUUUGUAUUGCACAACAUAUUUUAAAGUUUUUCAAACGAGAAUGAAUUAGGUUCAUAAAAAUGAAACUGAACUUUAGAAUUACAAAUCACCUUAACCUGAUUUGAACUAACAACACUAAACUCUAAUUAAAUGUAUUUAGAAUUGUAGUUAUGAAAUAAACAACGGUUUCAAUGUUUAUUUAAUUACAUGUUGUAAUACUAAAGUAGUUGAUCAUAAGGGCAGAUUUUAGCAAGUAUUGCCCCGGGCAGUAUUCAUAUACCAAAUGGCUAGAUUCUUGUGGCCGAUCGUUUCAAAUGUACACAUUUAGCUCUGAAAAUAAAUCACACUGUUAUUCUUUGAAGUGAAAAAGAAAGUUCAUUUAUUUUCAAUGUUGUUUUCUAAUUUAAUUAAUGGCUGUAAAAAUGUAGUGUUUUAUACUAAUAGAAAAUAUCAGUGCAAUUUAAAUAUAGGUUAAGCUAUUAUAGUUAACUAUUUAAAUAGGUCAUAAUAACAUUAAAUUUUAAUAGUCCAAUUUUUUUUUCUCAUAACACUUAAAAUAUUCAAUACUUUUUACGAUCUCAUAACCUUUUUAAAAUAUUUUAUAAACAUCUAGAACAGUGAAAAUACAUUAACCUUUCAAGUUACAGAAGUAAAAAAUACUUUUUACAGACUUCAAAGACACAUUUCAAUUAUGUUAAUAUUAUUAAUUUUAAUAUUCUUUUACCACAAAUAAUUCAACCUGCAAUUAGUAAUGCUGUGGUAUAAUUACAUCUAGUACCUAUAGUUUUAGUUAGUUAAGUUUUACAGCUCUACUUAUAUAACUUUAACACAUUUUAGGUUACAUUUUGUGAAUAGAGGUGAAGGUUGAUACAUUGUGUUUAUUUGUAAAUAAUAAUAAAUCACAUGUGUAAUGUACAAAUAAAUAUAUUUAUUGUUGUAAAAUUUUAAACCAUGUACAAGGAAUGCUUUGUGACAUGGUGUACGAUUAGAAUACAGUAGUUGCCUCGUAAAGCUAUUUUCCGUACGUUUUGGUUUUAAUGAAUGUGCUCAAUGGGCUUCACACAGUUCUUGCAUCAUGUCACCAGACAAACUAAAAAACAUAUCAACCAAAUUCAAAUAUUCUUAAUGAUAAUUGUUUAUCGUAAAAUGUGCUUUACCAUACCAUACAGCAUCUCGAAUACGCACAAAUUAUAAUAUACAUUUGUGUAAUAUAAUAUAUAAAAGGUCAUUUUGUGCUCCCGAUAACCAUAUUAUGGGUCAUCAAUAUACCUUUAACAGUGAUUACGUUGCAAUUUUAAUUAUAUAAAAUCACAAAUUAGUCCAUUGGUACUUUCGAUGUAUUUUCGAUUUAAUUAAAAGUUCGUCUAAUUUUCCGAAAAAUCUGUUCAUGGAAGUUUACCUUUUGAAAAUAAACAAUAAUAUAUCUCAUGUGCGAUAAUUCACGCGCAUGGCGGUUGUUUUAGGUGCAAGACAAGACAAAUGCUUCACCUAUUUGGACAAUAAACUUUUGUAAGUUA